AUGUCUGGCUUCACGUUUCCUCCGCCUCCCCCGCCUCCACCCAAAGCUGCGGCCCAAGACGGAAGCCCCGGAAACCCAUAUUCGUCGCAAUCUGGAGCGUAUGGACAGCGCGGAGGCAGAGGCGGAGGGGAGCGGGGCAGAGGCAGAGGCAGAGGGCGAGGAGCCAAUAAUCGAGGAGCCUUCUCACGCGGCGGAGGCCACUCGCAAGGCGCUCAGCAGUUUCGUGCACCUGUAUUGCCCGCAGGCGGCUACAUUAACCCAGCAUUCGCGCAGCAGCAAUGGAAUUCGUCCAUGUACUCAAAUGGUGCAAAUACAAGUUCGUCCUCUUCCCAACCAUGGUCUUUCCAAAGUCCGUCGAUGCCUAUGAACGCAAGCCAUGUCUCCGAGAAUCUUAACGCUGGCUCCUCGCGUACUCCGAAUCGAGGUCGCGGUUUUUUGAAUUCCUCGAGUCAAAGACCAACAAACAAGCCGAAGCCCCAGGCCGCACCUGCCGUUCCCAGUUUUGGCUUUGCGCUGCCGUCGCAACCCGGUGCCACUACUGCAGAGGUAAACGAUUCAGGCCACAAGAACAAGAAGAGAAAGUUCAAUCAGCUGGGCCUUACGCCUCGCAGCGACGUACGCGAGGACAGUGAAGAUGAUGUUGAUGAGGAAGCAAAGGCCGCUGCCGCCGGGGGAGUGCUUCAAUUUGAAUACAAGGGACGCUCGGCAACCUUGAAGUCCGCUGCCGAGGUAGCUGCGUGGAUUGAGGAGCGCAAGAAACGAUUUCCUACUAAAGCGCGCGUCGAAGAGAAGAGGAAGCAAGAUGAUGAAGCUAGGGAGGCCAAGCGACUGGCGCAAGAGCAGGCCGCGGCAGAGCGGAAAGCGAAAUUUGGGGACAAAGCAGAGCCUGGCAAGAAACGCAAGGACGACGAGAAAACCAAAAAGGCCAUGAGCAAGAUUGAAAAGCUGCGGAUGAAGCUGGCAAAGGCAGAGGCAAAAGCGGAAAGGGCAGCCGCAAAACCUAACGAAACCAGAAAGGCGGAGCCAGACAAUAAAAUCGACGCAGAGGCAGUAUCGGCACCACCUUCCAACCCACCAAAGCUCAAUCUCGGAAUUAACUACGAAAGCGACGAAGAUGAAGACAGAGGAGCCAGUGAUGCUGAAUCGAGCGUGGUAUCCAGCAGCUCCGAAGAACCCUCUUCCGACUCCGACGAGCUAUCAUCAUCCGACUCGGAGGACGAGGAAGAAAGCGACAGCGACGCACCGCCCGACGAAGAAAGCUCCAGCAAACGCCCCAUCCGCGUCGAGCCGCCCAAGCGCAAGCCAGUCCAGCAAGAGAAGCUGCCGCGCAGCGCGCGGAAAGAGGUAGCAGCAGGGCCAAAGCGGACAAUGUCUUUGCACGACAGGCUGGUGGAGCAGGAGCGGCACAAGGAGGCAGAGCUGGCGCUGCAAGCCAUCAAGUUCCUGGGCGAGAAAGGAUUCUUCAAGGAGUGA
Aplosporella prunicola CBS 121167 is the source of this 1473-nucleotide messenger RNA. RefSeq lists its product as uncharacterized. Gene Ontology annotation, cellular component: nucleus. Gene Ontology annotation, molecular function: RNA binding. The record is from RefSeq and is a predicted model, not a curated record. The transcript has 2 exons. NCBI's taxonomy places the organism in Eukaryota, Fungi, Ascomycota, Dothideomycetes, Botryosphaeriales, Aplosporellaceae. The coding region runs from base 1 to 1473 and encodes 490 amino acids. Gene Ontology annotation, biological process: box C/D snoRNP assembly.